AUGGAUAGACUUCUUCAGUUCGUUUGCGAUAAUUCUGAGUUUUACCAGUUUUCAGUCGUCCUAAAGCGUUUUGUGGAACAACAAGAUCAAGUUCCUGACACGAAUUACUUAGAAUCUCUACAGCUGGUUUUACAGACGCUUGAAAAAUCACAACACCUCAGCGAGGAUUUGGUUACGAAGGUUUUGCGAGAGGUGUGUUGGCCGAUCGUGUACAGUCGUUCGGACGGAAGCCAAAGAAAAAAGUUACACCUUUGUUAUGAUAUUGUAGCGUUAUGUUGCUCCGUUUAUCCGACAAAAGUACUGUCAGAAGUUCAUGAGAAAUCCUUAGAGAUUCUCAGGCGGUAUGUUUCAGAGAAAAGUGCCACUGACGAAAAUGCUCAUGAUGUUUCGGUGACAUUGGACCUCAUCGGAAAUCUUGUCAAGCCAGAGGCCUUUGAGUCUGGUGAAGAUGCUGGGCUAACCUCUGGAGAAUUCGGAGAUGAACUCUUCAAGGAACUGUUAAAUCUGUUACCCUGCACUACUGAGAAGUUAUGUGCCAAGCUGACUGGUGCUGUGCUGCCGCAUUUCCUGAAAUUCAAAAGAACCGAAAGGUGUGAGGUAAGGUAAUGUAAUUUGUUAAAUAAGUAAGUGUGGUUUAACUAGCUCCCUCCCUCUCCCUCUCUCCAAAGUUCAAAGUUUGGCCCAAGUAGAUGGUUGGAGCGCAGUUGAGAAUUUCCCCUAAGUCAAGUGUGAGCUUCUCAACUUAAUUAUAUGACCUAAUAUCCAGGUUAUGUAACUGGGAUUAAUUUGAUUGAGGGAACAUUUUUAUAAUAAUAUUAUAAUUGUAGCCUGCUUCGUUGGCAGAAUAUUUUGCACACAACUGUUAGUAAACACCUGUGGAAUGAAUUUAACUGUAAAUCUGUGACAGUGCUCCAAGCUGUGACCGUUUUGGUUGCCAUGGUGAGAAGAAAAAAAUUUUGGCAAAUAAAAUUGCCGUGAAAGUCGUUGAUUUGGUGACCUGUGUUCAGUGAUCACGUGCCAAGCUAUUCCCAAGAAAUUCCCGAGGUUCUGGGAGAAGCGUUUUUAUUGUAGUUAGUGUUUAUGGUCUUUUUAAGUUAAAGUGAGAUUUUGUAUUAAAUAUCAUUUAUGCUCUGUUUUCUUGAUAAUUUGCCUGGUUUCACCCUGUUUCUCUGGGUAUUAAGUCUUCAGAUGUUGUGUGCACCUCCAAAUUCUACUGCGAUGGUGGGCAGCCAUUUUGAUUCUUUCAAACAUUUGUGUAGUAUUGCACAAAGUCUCUGUUUUCUCUGGCAACCGAUAUUUUGUCUGGUGACCAUUUAACAGUUUUAGGUCACCAAAAGGUGACUUCGAAAAAAGUGAAGACUGCUCACAGUCCCCUAUUUUUUUGUGAGAUUGUCGAGGAUGUAGCACGUCUUAUGUACCAAGGGGGCAGGCGUCGGGAUUAUAGCUCUAGGGGGAGGGGGGCGAGAAAAAUAGAGGGACUGUAAUAACAUUGCACCAGCAAUGCAGGCGUUUGAUUGGUAAUUAGACAAUAGAUGUUAAUUUGCGUUGACAUCAGGUUUAGUUUAAAUUGCCGACACUGACAAGUCGUUGACAAGUCAUCGUUUCUAUAAAACGUAUGCUUUCAUAAUAAUACCAUAAGGCACAUCUUGCGCAAACACACAAAGGAUUUUUGGUAUUUUUUGGAUGAAUCACGUAAUCCAACAUGCCUUUGAAGCAGCCUGACCAGGAGAAUGUGGUAACUCAGUUUUUGCCAAACAAAUUGAAUUUUAACGCUCCGCCAAUGCAAAAAAGAUGACCUUUCAGAAAUGCUGGCUUUUUGUAGGGAGGUUUAACUGUUUUAACCUGUGGUGAAGUGAGCAUGCUUAGGACUUCGAUUAGGAAAAUGUGUCACUUUUGAAUGUUUGCAGAUUUUUUUUUUUGGAGUAAUGGCCCAGAAACUGUAUAAAAUCACUGCUUUGAAGGGAGAUAUUUGUAAAUAAGCAAUAUCGAUGCUAAACAUGUCCGGCAUGUUUUUCAUCACCAGCAGAGUUUCUUAAUUAAUGAAUUGUAAAAGGCAUGAAAUUCCUGUCACGCCUCCUGAACACAAGCUGCAGUGAUGUUAUUACAGUCCUUUCUUUUUCUCACUUCCUCCCAAACCGCUCCCACCUCCUAAGUAGUUUUGACACUCAUGCAAGAUGACAGCCCGUAACGGAAAGCGCUCGAUCUCGAUGAUCUUGUGGAAAAAUAGAGGACUGUGAACAGUCUAAAAAAAGUUGAGCUUGGACCACCGCACGAGAGGAAUGGGCAAAAAUCCGAGAUCUGUAGAGUACUUAAUAUAACCUGAAAUAAUCCACCUCACACUGUUUGUUAAUAGUUUCAAUGCCAACUGUUCCCAUUUCUUUAGCUGUUAAUUUGUCUGUAAUAUCAUAAUUCUUUUUCAGCAUAUACAGGAAUGAGAACAGUUUUCUUACCUGUUAUAUACAGAUGAAAGUAAUAAAGCAUUUAGGGUGCCACGAAAUUUACUAUGCCGGGCAGCAUUUUUGCUUAAGUUUUUGCCAUAUGUCAUGAGAAAUAACAAGAUUUACCAAAGAAUGAUAAGGAUGACUUCAAAAUAAAGCAAUAGCAAUUGAAAUAACAAUAGCUAAAGUACGACUAUAUUUUGACCUCAAGUGCUAAAACUCUUUCACAUUCCUCAAGAGAGACAACUCCAGGCCUCCAUUUGUUAAACAUUUGGCAGCAUGAUAUUUCACAUACUCCUCCCCUCUUCACAAUUCUAUAUUCCCAAUAUUUAUGGGCUUGGGAAUUGGAAAAGUGGUAAAUCCCAAGCUGUCCCCAUGCUUGCCGCCACAAAAAUUUUUUACAAAAUUUCAAAUCCUCCCACCACCCAUGAUUGUUAAUCCUUAUAUUUCGACAGCGGACACUCAAAUCAGCACUUCUUCAUUAGUUUUUUUAAAAUGUCUCCUUCUUAUCUUCAUUCUUUAUUUUUCACCUAUAGUUUUUUAUUUAUUCAUUUGUUUUUCAGUUUCCAUUCUUGUGCUUAAACUCACAAAAUAUGUCGGUUACUGACACCUUUCAAAAAAAAUUUCAUCCAGACCAUAUUCUAUUAUUCAGUUAGUAAAGUUCAUGUUUAAAUAGACUAUAUAAUAUGUUGUUUUCACUCAUUUUUUAGGCAGUGUGGCAUGUAGUGAAACUGGUAUUCCAAAAUGAAGAAACUGAGUCAACAACCAAAACAUUUGCUAUUCUCUGUGGUCUUGCAGACUUCUUUUGUAGCCCAGGCAACAGCUACAACCUUUUUGAAAAACCUGAGUUUUGGGAAAUGAUUCAGAAUGGUAUCGUGUUUAAUGAACCUCUUUCAAGAAAAAGGUCCAUGUAUCUUUUAAAAAGGUCUUUAGAUGUUUUGGACAAGCAGUUGGGUGAUUUAUCAGUAGAAAGCAAGAAAGGAAAUCGCCUCUUUUACUGGGCAUCUAUGAAUAAGAAUUCUCUGAGGAGUUUAUGGCAGGAUUUUGUCCUAAUUAUGGAGACUCUGGAUGAAAAGCAGGUAGAGAUUCAUUCGCAAAUUUAUGGAAAGGCAAUAAUUUUUUUUUUAAUCACAAAUAUCACUACAGACCAAAUUAAAGUAAAAAUUAAAACAUAAAAGAUUCUGAGAAAUGUUUGGUAGCAGUGAAAAAAAAACUACAAAAGCACUCAUGUGAUGGUUCAUACUGUUUAAUUAUUUAGGCAUGAGACAUACUGCCCUUGGUGUAUUAAUUCUGACAUCAGGAGAGCUGAUAGCUAAGCAGAUAAGAGAAUUUUAGUAUAGCUAUGAAAAAUAUGAAAUGGGAUUCCGGAUCCCACAACACAAAUUUCCAGGAUUCAAGAGUUCACAAGCAAAAAUUUCCCGGAUUCCCUCACAUGGGGCAAUAAAGACCUGUACAUAAUAUAAUAUUACUUUGUAACUUUCAAAUUUCAGGCACACAUCAUCAAACCAGUUUUGCCACGAAUAUCCAGUAUAGUGGACGCCACUAAGAAAAUCAUUAAUGGUAAGAUGCAUAGGAUAAGCUCAAACAUGUUAAAUUCUUAUUAUGUUUUCUUUUAAUUAUUGUAUGUAAUCCUACAGGCCUCUCAAAGAUCACCAUUGUAAUCUUUUAAUGGUUGGCUCGGCAGUGCAUAACCCUUGUGCCAAAUCACCGUUUCUUGAAUUUUGUACCUUUUGAUUGAUUUGCAAACAAGGAAAUCUUACCUUUUAUGUAAACUCUCAUGUUCAUUAGUAUUCUUUGUAUAUAGUAUUCAUCCUAAUCAGCAUUCCUUUUCAAAUCAAUCCCCUGACUUUCAGUAAGAUGAAUUUUACAGGGUAAUAUAAGGGUUCUUCCCCUGAUUAAAUCCAUGCAUUCAAUUGGAAAAUAUGCCUACUGAAUCUGUAUGAGUUUUUGAAGUUCUUUAUAGCAAGAACCGCAAUUAUUAACUUUUCAGCUAUUUUAAUUAUAGUUUUUCUUAACAGUACGUGAAAGUUUUCCUGCCGUUUUACCUUGUAGGUGAAAUAAUGCUGGAUAUUUCUUGGCUCCUUACACUGUACUACAGAGCAGCCCAACAUGAUAACAAGUUUAUCUGCAGAUGGGCCAUCCUGGACCUUCUGAGUAUGGAUCUUAGUUGCUCUCCACUUCUGAGCCCUUGCUAUUGGUGGUUCCUCUAUGGUCCCCUUAUGAGAAUGCUGAGUGAGUAUAAUAUUUAUGCCAGGUCAGAUGAUGACAUGAAGGGAGAUGCACCUGCCGUCGGGAUGGCCGUUGUCGCGUUUUUCACAAGCUUUGCUGAACGCCUCCAGGUCAAUAACAGGCCAGCGUUUUGUGCUGGACUUCUAUCUGCAAUUGUCAGGCAAGAAUUUACCCAAGUUCCUCUGGUAUUUAUGUCGCAGAUGUUGGCAAGUUUGCCUUCUUGUCCGGCUUGGGAUUCCGAAGCGCUGUCAAUCAUUCGUGGCAUCUUUCCUUUGUUUAGAACUUUCAACCCACAUAUGACUGUAGCUAUUCAAAGUUUUCUCUUGAAGGCAGUUAUAAAUCUGACGAAUCCAAGACGUGUGAGCUGGACUGUCCUUGGUGAUUUCCUCUCUCUUUUUUCUACUAUCGAUUGCUUGUGCCGGGGAAACGAUUUGUGGGAAGCAACGGUCAAUUUUGUUGAGGAGAUUCGCGGUUCUGUGUGUCACGAAACCCCUGUUGAAUCAGGACUAAGUGAACUGACGAGUACUUCCAACCCGUUUGACCACCUAAAGAGUAGAAUAGAAGCAUUUCUUAAUGAUCAAACACCGGUGAUUCCAGCCAGUGAUUCCGAGGCACAGUCUGUGAUACGAUUAUUGGUUAUCUCGUGUGACGCUCAUCUCAAGUUUUCAAAGAAUUUAACAACUAAACAGCCAGUGCAGGAAAUUCUUCAGCAAAUCGUUACAGUCAUUCAUCAUGCAAGUAGCCAUGUUUAUGCCCCAGACCGCAAAACAGAACGGGCGGCUAUCCUUCUAUCGGGCAUUUUACACCACUUAAACAGUACUACACCAGCCUGCAGUCGGAGCUCCAGUCAAAAAACAGUGAGGGUUGGUAAUUCAAAACUGAAGGUCGAUAACAGCGCAUAUUUAAUGUGUGAACUGCUUAGGUCGAGUGGGCCCGACAUGCUAGAGCUCUUACUAAGGAAACUAACCACGGCUGCCAUGAAUGUAUCUCACGCAGAUUUCAGCUUUGCGUUUCUUGACCUUGCAAAUGAGUUGUACAUUUUUAUGACUGCGAACAUUGGAGGCCAGGAAGUGGAAUGUUAUUAUCACUUUAUUGACAAACUCAUUCAGAAAAGCAGAAAAAUGGUUUUGGAUAAACAGUCAGGCAGACAGCAUCUUACAUUAAGUGACUGGCGUUCGUUUGCUUUGUCGAUGAAGUGCCUUGUCUUUUGCUGUAACGUUUUGAAGACCGAGCAACUCCCCUCUUCAAGCUAUUUGGUGUACACUUUGUUACAAACGAUAGCUGAACUCGACCUAAGUUCUGAGUUUCCAAAACCUAAGUUCCUGUACCCAGGUGAAGAAGGUGAUCAUACAUCAACAGAAGCUGGUCCGCUUAUUAAGAAAGGCUGGGGAAGACUGGUGUCUGACGUUUUGGAAGCUCAGUGGCUGUGCGUGGGAUUCCUGAUUGAAGAAUCUCAGCGCUACACCGAAGACAAAGACCAAGAAAUGAAGAAGAAGUUAGAGAAUUUCCUAGUGGAUCUGCCUGAAACCACCAUUAAAGCCCUAUCUCUCGGCUCGGGUCAAGCGAUUUUACCCGUCAUAAAAUGCGUCCGCUUAUUAACUCCUCGCAUGCUGCUGAAAGAUGCGUCAUUGUGUUCGCGGGCCUUGGAGUCCGUUUGGUGGACAUUUCAGAAUCGACAAAAGGGAGAUCACAUCUGGUUUUGGGGAACGUUGAGAGAAAUCACUCAAGUGCUUUUCAGCCCCUGCCUUUUGACUCUACCGGAAGACCACCCCAUCACUGCAAUCGUGCGCAAGUACUGGGCCGAGCUGUUGGCUAUGGGAGAAGACCGUCCAGGGAUCGUGAAUCAUGUGAUCGAGCCGUGCUGUAAGUUUUGGACAAGUUCACACUGUGAUUACAACCACGCAAUUUCAGCUUCUCAAUUUAGUGAGGGAGAUCGUAAACAGAGCUUGGAGGUUCACCUUGACUUUAUCAUCGAAGCCAGCAUUUUUGGUCCCAGUGAAAAGAAGACCAUUCGUGUCACUAACUUCGUACUGGAGUACGUGCACCGUCUGAGUGAACAAUACGAGAUAUGCCCUGUAACUGUGAACGAAUUGCGUGAUGACACGCGUGUGCGAGUGAACGCGAUCAAUACACUUAUGAUGUUAAGUCCAAAAGAUCCACGCGAUUCCAAGCUUCUACAGCGCGUCAUCCAUGCAUUAAUUGCCAAAAAUAGUGAUCUACUGGAAGAUAAACCACGAUCAUCUAUUAAUUCCUACGCCCAUAGAAGGAAGCACCGGGUGUGGCAGGCAGUGCUUGUUAGCCUGUCCCGUUUACUUGAAGAAGGAGAUGCAACAGAAUCGUUUUUUCGUCAGGUUUUAGAAGGAAUGUUUGGUGCCAUUCUUGGCGAUAACCAAGUGUCUGUACGAAACUUCGUUCAGUGGGGGUUGGUGCUCAUACUGGGCAGGUAAAGACACUGAGAUGACAGGGGUUACUUUACUAUUAUUUUUGGAAAACAACAAGUUUUGUUUUAUUAACUGACUGUGUUGGUAAAGUCAAAUGACCAUGGUAGAAAGAUUCAGAAGCUGACGUUUCGACAGCUAUUGUAGUGGUGAAUUUAAAUCAACAAAUCAGUUGAUGAAACGAAACUUUUCUCUGGCACUCUUUCACCGAGAUUUGCAGUGUCACAGUUUGAUCGUUGCCACUUUUUCGGGAUCUACGCCCGUAUUAUGUGUGCUCUUUGAUUUUUGAUUAAUUUGUUCACUGGGUUGCAAUACUUUUUUAGUUAGAAAAAGUAUCCCCCAAUACCUCUUCAAGACUGAAACAUUAAAGUUCAUUUCACAAUAAUCUCUGUGCAAAACCCUCAAAUUCAAGUGGAGAAAAGCUUGAAUCAAGUAUAAGGGAAAUUGUGUGAUGCAAGUAUGGACAAAAACAAAGGAAGUCAGUGUUUUUUGAACGGUUACCAAAAAUGUCAUAUUUUGGUUAGGCCCAGGAGAUGUACCGUAUAUAUUUUUUAGGAAAGAAAAAAUAGAACUCGUCUAUAGUGAGAAUUAUAUUGUGUAUUUCCAUUUAUUUUACUAGGUUUCCAAAUCUGCUGCCGUUUCUAUGGGAACAACUCAAGUAUCAAGUGGACAGACGAAGUGGCAGUGUCUUCCCACUCCUUGUUGUUGCUGCUGUUGUUGGCGAAUUCUCGUUCUCAGAUUCCUCCUCCCAAACCGCGUACUUCCGACGAGCUUUUCCCACCAUUCUUCCCUGGGUACUAGCCUCCCAUGUCAUGGUAGGUGGAUACGGUAACGCAAUGAUUUUUAGUGUUUUCUUGUGUUUCUUGGGAUCUAACGAUGGACUCAAUUCACGGGACCACGGUGUACGGGGCUGUCAGACACCUUACUUUGUGCCUAUGGCAAAUAAUAGUAAGAUAUAUGAAAUAUAACUUCGAUGUAACGAGACCUCGUUAUAGCGAAUAUGUUUUGCCAGUCUCUCGGCUCUUCGUUUUUUGGACGUGCCUACUUGACUACUCGGUGCGAUUGCAUCAAGACAAAAAUAUACAAAAUUUUGUAGAAAAAAUCAUUGCUGUGUCUUCUAAAGGCGCCUGUUCAUGUCCUCGUGGUUUUACUGAAACAAACUUGCAGAAAUUUCUUACCAGUUCAUUUCCAACCGAUACGCGACUUAGUUCGAAGCUAGAGCAAGUACAAGUCUGUUAGCUGAGUUUUUUUAGCCUGUACACAGACGUUGUUUUAUUUUUCUUUUCGUUCUUUUCGAGAACACCGGCGAGCUCGCGAGCGAAACGAGCUUGGAGCGCGAGAAAGAAAAUUUAUUUUCUUCUUCCUCCACCCCUACCUCCUUACGCUAGUAGGCAAUAAAUCCCCUGCGGUUUAUAUUUUAUCACGCGCGCUCGACGGACUUUGAAGAGAAAAUAGAGGGUCUGUGAACAGGCUAAGUUUUUAAACACCCUAAUUCGUUUCGAAUUUGCUGUGUUUUGGUCUAACAGAAACUUAACCUUUUCUCUCUUUCAGGUUCAGGCUUACGCGCAGGUCGCGUUACAGAAAAUGUGGCUCACCUGCCAGCGGCAGAACUUACGCGAGGUCAUGUCUGAUUACGCGGUCAUCGAGUCCUGUGUGAAUUUCCUAGAAUCAAGCAACGAAGGCCUUCGUCAAAAGGUUCGUGUGUUGGGAGAUUUCUUCUUCCUUGACUUGCACCCUUACCUUGACUUUUCUGUGCAGACUCUGUACGAGAUUCUUCCUCGCCUAGCGGAGGUAACUGAUGAAGAGUGGAUUUCUCCCAACGGUUUCAUGAAUGGAACACUAGGCAUGCGAGUUUGGAAGUCACAUGGGGAUGGUUUUCAUAGAUUGAAACUUAUUAACCCAGAUGAUACACGUCUGUCAAAGUUACUGGAUGCUCCACGAUAUAACUACGAAGAAGGCAUCGGAGAACAAAUAAUGCGAAGAUUAACUGGAAAAGCAAUUUACGAGAAGAAUGAGCUUCAAGGCAAUGACGUCAUGUGUAGACUUCAGAGUGGUGAUGUACAGAAGAAGAUCAGACCAUGGAAAGUGAUCCCACCUGAUGAAGAAAUGAUGUCUGAAAUUCAACAACAGCGCAUGGUAAAUAUGCACAAGAAUUCCGCUGGAAACCUGAUUGUAGUCGCAUCACUGAUCGACAAGGCUCCCAAUCUCGGUGGUUUGUGUCGCACCUGCGAGAUUUUUGGCGUACAGACACUGGUGCUGAGUAACUCACAUGUGAUUGAAGACAUUCAGUUUAAAUCGCUGAGUGUGAGUGCUGCUAAAUGGAUGAAUCUUCAAGAAGUGCGCAUAUCAAGUCUUAAGUCCUAUCUAGAGAGCAUGCGUCAUGAGGGGUACACUCUGAUCGGCGUCGAACAAACAGCCAACAGUGAGAGCUUGACUCGGUACCAGUUUCCGCAUAAGACGCUGCUAUUACUUGGUAAUGAGAAAGAGGGAAUACCGGUUGACCUCAUUCAGAUGUUGGACGUGUGUGUGGAGAUCCCGCAGGUUGGGAUCAUUAGGUCUUUGAACGUGCACGUGAGUGGAGCUCUUAUUGUUUGGGAAUACACGCGACAGAGGCUUCUGGAAGCAGGAACACGUGAUCAUAUCACCACUGACAUGUGA
Molecule: messenger RNA, 9763 nt
Organism: Porites evermanni
Lineage: Eukaryota; Metazoa; Cnidaria; Anthozoa; Scleractinia; Poritidae
Source: the annotation of a GenBank genome assembly